This is a messenger RNA of Spinacia oleracea (spinach), 882 nucleotides long. RefSeq names its product GATA type zinc finger protein asd-4-like. The coding region runs from base 1 to 882 and encodes 293 amino acids. The record is from RefSeq and is a predicted model, not a curated record. The transcript has a single exon. NCBI's taxonomy places the organism in Eukaryota, Viridiplantae, Streptophyta, Magnoliopsida, Caryophyllales, Amaranthaceae.
AUGUUAUUGCAUCAUGGAUCACAUAGCUUUGAUGUGAGAGUUACAGACAUGGAAAAGUAUCGUCUUUUGAGGUUGUUUUUGGAUAUUUUUGAGGAAUCUGUUAGGCAGGAUGUGUUUUUACCUAGUACAUUUGCCCUGUUUAUUGAGUCUCCCUGUGGUAGAGUUGAGUUGGUAGAUGAUAAGACAAUGAAGCUAAUGUGGGGAUGGAAUUGGGGUAAGGACACUGCUGAAAUAUGGGUUGAGGGUACAGACAAACCAGGAGUGGUGUUUAGAAAUGCUGUUGCCACAAUUGAGCAUCAUAGGAAGGAGAGUGAGAGAAAGCUCAAAGAGAGACAAGAUGAACUUCUUAGGGCUCAAAGAAAGGAGGAAGAGGAAAUGAGGAAAAAACAGGAGAGAGAGGACAUUUUAAGGGAACUUCAAGAACAAAUGGAGUACACAGUAGCUGUGGAGGUGCAUGUGGUUGAUUGUGAGGACUUAAGCACUGAGUAUGUGAGGAUUAUAAGCAAGGAUGGUGCUGAUGAGGUGUUUCCAGGAGCCUCUCAACCACAACCCACACAAGAAUCUUCACCCUCCAAAAAACCUACUUCUCCUAAACCAAAACAAAAGGCCAAAGUCAAGCCAACUACUCCAAAAGCUCCUAAGGUUCCUAAAGCCAAGAAACUGACCCCUAAGAGGAGACCCACCCCAACUCAAAAACAGGCCACACCAAAGGCAAAAAAACCCACCCCAACAACAAAAAAGCCCACCUCAACACCACAGCAACCCACCCCAACUCCAGAACAAUCAAUCCCACCAGCACAGCAACCCACCCCAACAACACAGCAGCCCAUCCCACCACCACAGCAACCCAACCCAUCACCACAAACACACCCCAUUUUAUGA